AUGAGUCAAUCACUGUCUGUGACUCCGUGUUUUGACGGAAGCAACUAUGCCUACUGGAAGAUGAGCAUACAAAAUGGUUGGAAACCUCCUUCUACAACUGUGUCAGAUGUUGUCAAUCUAAUUGAUAUUUCACUUUGGACUAAGGAAGAAUUAGCUGAUUGCAAUUGGAAUAGCAAAGGACUUCAUGCCUUGUUUAUGUCCGUGUUUCCCGAAGAAUUUAGGGGAGUAUCAAUGUGUGAAACUAUUAAAGAGGUAUGGGACAUUCUAGAGACUACGCAUGAGGGAACUAAAACUGUAAAAAAUUCAAAAUUGCAAAUGCUAACCUCAAGAUUUGAAGAAAUCAGGAUGAAGGAUGAUGAAUCUUUUGAUGAGUUCUAUGUCAAAUUGAAUGACAUUGUUAACUCUAGUUUCAACCUAGGUGAGAGGAUUCCCGAGCCCAAAAUUGUGAGGAAGGUUCUUAGAUCCUUGCCCAAGAGAUUUAGACCUAAAAUUACAGCUAUUGAAGAAAGCAAGGAUUUGGAUACAAUUAAGAUGAAAAACAAGUCCAUAGCCCUAAACACUGUUAGGGAAGGGGAGUCUGAGUCAUCUGACAUGGAAACUCUUAGAGAUGAGGAGAUUGCCUACUUUGUGAAAAAAUUCCAAAAAGCCUUAAAGGGCAAAAAAUGGCCUCAAGAGAAAAUGAGAGAAGCCUCUAGUAAAUUGCAAAGAGAGAAUGAUGAUAAAUCAAUUGCUGGGAACCCUGGUAAGAAAUCUCAAGGGGUUAGGUGUCAUGAGUGUCAAGGAUUUGGGCACUAUAGAAAUGAAUGUCCUAGCUUUAAGAAAAAUUUAAAGAAGGGGAGUAGGAAGGCAUUAACUGUGUUCUUGACUGAUAAUGAUUCUAAUUUGAGUGAGCAAAGUGAUUCUUCAAGCAGUGAGGAGGAAAAGGGCUAUAUGGCUUUUGUAUCUAUUGUCAAGAGCGAGUCAGACAAGGAGAGUGAGAAGGUUGAGGAGGAAGGAAAGAGUAACAAGUCUGGUGAUGAUUCGGAGGAUGAGACGAAUAUACAUGAGACUUAUCAACUUCUGUUUAAGGAAAGUCUCAAGAUCAGAAAGGUAAAUAAAGCCCUAUUUAAGAAGGUAGACGAGCUUGAGAGAGAGAAGGAGAAAAUCACCUAUGAUCUUCAAGUCUCAUCUAAGAAUCUCAGUGAGUUGAAGUGUGUCAAUGAGAAAUUAGAAGACAGGGUCAAGACAUUGACCUGUGAAUUAGAGAAAUCCAACGCUCAACUACAAUCAUUUGUGAGUGGAACUAAGAAACUAGAUGAUCUGUUAGGGAUGAACAAACCAGCUGGAAAUAGGCAAGGUCUAGGAUUUGAGAAGAGUGAUAGCAAUGUGUCUAGUUUAUCAAAGAUCACAUUCGUCCUCGCUUCCAACAGAUCUAAUGUUUCAACAAAUCCAGAAUCUAAAGACAAAAAUUUUAAUAAACUGAAGGCCACUAGAGCUCAUAAGAUCUCUACACCUAAUUUUCAUAAUCAACACUCACGUACAUCUGAACCUAGGUUCAUACCCACUUGUCAUCACUGUGGUGCCUUAGGCCACACGAGACCUAGGUGUCGAAAACUAGCAAAUAGGAAUCGAAGUCAGGAUAUCCCUAGUCAAAUGAACUUCCUUUCAAAUCAGGUUAGCCACUUAACUGAGAUGGUAACAAGGUUGACUAAGAUCACCUCGACCUCGAGAAAAGUUUGGGUAAAGAAAUCUGAUGUGGGUGAAUAUACUGAGAAUCUAAAAUGUUUUGUUACUCAUUUUGCAUAUAAGACACAUAAUACAUGCAUGUGGUAUCUUGAUAGUGCUUGUUCUAGACACAUGUGUGGUAACAAGGCCUUAUUCUCUACCUUUAAUGACUGCAAUGGCGGUGUAGUUACCUUUGGGAACGGAGCUACAGCACCCAUCCAAGGUAAAGGCUCCAUCACCAUUGCUGGACUUCCUACAAUAUCCAAUGUACUUUAUGUAGAGGGCCUUAAGUCCAACUUAUUGAGCAUUAGUCAAAUCUGUGAUGCUGACUAUGAAGUGAGUUUUGUCCAAAAGAGAUGCACUGUUUAUGACGCUUCUGGUGGUGUUGUUCUUGAAGGUGUUAGAACAUCUGAUAACUGUUAUGGAGUUCUUCCAAACUCGAACUAUGUAUGCAAUAGUGCUAAAAUUGAUAAGUCUGAACUUUGGCAUCAAAGACUCGGUCAUGUUAACUACAAAGGUCUAUCUAAAUUGGUCAAAAAGAAGAUUGUCGAUUGUUUACCUAAGAUUGAUCAAAGUGAGAAUGCUAUCCGAAAGGAUUCAUUGACCCUAAGUUUUCCUCAUUAUGUCUACAAACUCAAUAAAGUACUGUAUGGUUUGAAACAAGCUCCUAGAGCUUGGUAUGACAGACUCACCACUUACCUCAUUGACCAUGGGUUCUCACGAGAUGAAUUUGAAAUGAGCAUGGUUGGGGAGCUAAGUUACUUCCUUGGUCUUCAAGUAAAGCAAACUGAUUGUGGGCUGUUUAUCUCUCAAUCAAAAUAUGCCAAAGACCUUGUGAAGAGAUUUGAUUUGGACAGUAAGAAACACACAAGGACACCCAUGAGCACAAAUGUUAAGUUAGGACAUGAUCCUACAAGUAAGAGUGUCGAUUAG
Molecule: messenger RNA, 2637 nt
Organism: Olea europaea var. sylvestris
Lineage: Eukaryota; Viridiplantae; Streptophyta; Magnoliopsida; Lamiales; Oleaceae
Exons: 5
Coding region: 1-2637 (878 amino acids)
Molecular function (GO): nucleic acid binding; zinc ion binding
Source: RefSeq, a predicted model, not a curated record